AUGAGGCACUACUUCCUCGGCCCAGAGCAGGAGAUGGAACGGGGGCCUUUUAGUCAGAAUGCGAUCAGGAAAAUCAUGAAAUACUUUUGCUGCAUACUACUCUCCAUUGUGCACACUGUCUGGAGUGCCAAUGACAUCGAAACAAAGUUUGGCAUCAAGGUGUCACCGCGACAAGACCUGCCAUUCCUCGAACUAGCUAACUAUGAUGGGUACACCGCUGAACAGCAUUUCGUGACCACCGAAGAUGGCUAUAUCUUAGGCCUUUUCCGAUUACCCAUACAGAAAAGUUGCAAGACCUCCAAAGGUGUGAUGAUGUUCAUGCACGGUCUGUACCUCAGCGGAGAUGACUGCCUCAUACCAGGCCCCGGGAAAGCGCAUUGCUACGUCUACUCUGACAACUGCUACGACGUCUGGGUGCCCAACGUCAGAGGAAACUUCUACAGCAGAAACCACACAACGCUGAACCCCAACAGAGACUCAAAAUUCUGGGACUUUUCCGUUGACGAAAUGGCCGUCUUAGAUCUACCCGCAGUCAUAGAUUAUGUCUUACUUGAAACUCAAGAAUCACAGCUGUCGUACGUCGCGCACUCUCAGGGAGUCUCCAUGUUGCUAAUCCUUUGUGCCAAGAAGCCCGAGUACAAUGAUAAAGUAAAGGUUGGCUUUGGGUUGUCACCUACGGCGUGGUUGGAUCACUCCAGAUUCAUCGUGAUCCAGCUGCAGAGCCUCAUUGCCCCGGGGUUGACACUGACCGGUCCGUUACUGAACAUGGAAGUGUUAAAACGCAAUGGUCUAGUGCAGAAUGCAGGGGAGUUAUUCUGCGGCACUACAACACUGGCGUAUCCAUUUUGCUCUUCCAUCAUCUUCGCGGUUCUAGGGUACAAUCAGUUCCAGAUCACAGACGAAGUUUUACCUGUAGUAUUUGGGCAUACUCCUUCAGGGACAUCUCUUAAGAACUUCAUAAGAUGGGGACAGAUCCAGAACAACGGCUUUUCUGAAUACGACUUUGGAUUGAUCAAAAAUCUAAUCAAUUAUGGCACAGCAAGGCCUCCACAGUAUGACCUGUCUAGUGUCUCAAUGCCCUGGGUCUUCUUGGGCAGUGAGAACGACUAUGUCGCCAAUGUCACUGACAUAAAGUUCCUACAAACCAAACUACAAAAAUCUUCACUGUGUGUUCUCUCCGAUAAGACAUUCGGCCAUCUUGAUUUCAUUUAUGGUAAAGACAUACCGAAUUAUUUGACUCCGGUUGUUUUGUCUUAUCUAGAGACCGUUGCUAUUGCCAUCGCCAUACGUAUUGCAACAGCAUGA
This is a messenger RNA of Spodoptera exigua (beet armyworm), 1305 nucleotides long. NCBI's taxonomy places the organism in Eukaryota, Metazoa, Arthropoda, Insecta, Lepidoptera, Noctuidae. The record is from the annotation of a GenBank genome assembly.